AUGGAUCUUUGGACAUUUAUGAACUUGGAGCAACGCAAAAAUAAGUUACAAAAUAUGAAAGAAGAUAUUCAAAAUGAGGCCGAUGAUACAAACUCGUAUCCCUCAUCUUGUUUGGGCAUAAGUAUGGACAGAAAAGUUUUCAACUUUACUGUAAAAGUUCCGGGUCUUAGUCCUUUCCCAGUAAUGUGUAACUCCGAGAUAGCUGGAAAUGGUUGGCUGGUUAUACAAAGGCGUAAGGAUGGCAGUGUAAACUUUUACCGGGACUGGAACGAUUAUAAAAACGGCUUCGGGCAACUAGAUGGCGAAUUUUUCAUCGGCUUGGACAAAUUGCAUGCUCUUACAGCAUCUCAACCAUUCGAACUCUAUGUUCAAAUGGAAAGUAUAAAAGGCAUCAAAAAAUAUGCCCGAUAUGAUGAUUUUGCAAUCGGUAAUGAGUCUGAGUUGUAUGCUCUGAAUGUGCUAGGUAACUAUUCUGGUACUGCUGGUGAUUCCAUGGAAUAUCAUAAAGGGCAAAAAUUUUCAACAUUUGAUAGAGAUUAUGAUAUGCAUGGCAAAAAGAAUUGUGCUGAGUUUUAUGUUGGUGCUUGGUGGUAUAAAAAGUGUCAUUAUAGCAAUCUUAAUGGACAAUAUAUGUAUCAUGGACGACCAUAUGCCAAACCGCAUGAAGUCAGAUAUAUUUGUUGGUCCACAUUUGAGGACUAUAGGAUGUUAAAAUCUACACAGAUGAUGAUUCGCCCUAAAUUUGGGUGCGGUGGUUAUGAGACCUCAAAUUCAAAUUUUUAA
Scaptodrosophila lebanonensis is the source of this 783-nucleotide messenger RNA. Its product is annotated as microfibril-associated glycoprotein 4-like. Lineage: Eukaryota; Metazoa; Arthropoda; Insecta; Diptera; Drosophilidae. The transcript is spliced from 4 exons. Bases 1 to 783 code for a protein of 260 amino acids. The record is from RefSeq and is a predicted model, not a curated record.